GAUCGCUUAACUGACAUUUUCAAUUAAAAUAAAUGUUUUAAUUAUUCUAAUGCUCGUAGGAUUUGUUUAGUUCAUAGAUUAUACACUUAAUAUUUGAGUUUAGUUUAUUAUUGUGUACAAAAAGCAAUAAAUACAUUACCUAAAUAAACUGAAUUUCAAUGUCAAGAACUAAAACUAACCCAAAUGGUGGACAUAAACAAAUAUUUAGAAAUGCAACUUGAAUUAGCGAAAAAGCAAAUUGAGAGGAAAAAUAGUCAGAAAGAAGAUGUAUCAACUAAAAGCAAAUCUGCUGCUGAUUACAUAUCGCAAAAACAGGCAAAGACUCUGUCAAAAUUUCCCCACAAUCAAAAAGUAGAUGUAAAAACUACUGUGACAUCAGGGACUUCAACUGAAGGACACCUCGAUGACACCGAUUUUGUACCUUCCGAUGAGGAAGACGAAAGUAUCCAUAAUUUUCCACUUACUGCGUGUUCUUCUCGUACCAAACAGAAUAUAAACCGAAUUGUUGACGACGGUGAUAUUAAACAAUACAAUUUAAGGGUAGAGGUUUGGCGUGAAGGAUUAAAUACUGUGAAAAGCGGUACAUAUGAAGGAUGCACGUUAACCGCUGACAUACAGUACAUCCUGGAUGGUAAUAAAGAUAACGAAGAAAUGCAUGAACUCCAGAAUGGUCUAUUAGUACCAAAAUAUAUUUGGAAACAGUUAUAUAAAUUUCAAAGAACUGGUGUUAAAUGGCUUUGGGAGUUGCAUCAAGUAGAGUCUGGUGGAUUGUUAGGUGAUGAAAUGGGACUUGGUAAAACAAUACAAGUCAUUGCAUUCCUAACUGCCCUUUCAAAAACCAAUUUAGGAUCAUGGGGCGGUCUUGGUCCGAGUAUCAUUAUCACACCUGCAACAGUUAUAUAUCAAUGGGUAUCUCAUUUUCAUUAUUGGUGCCCCCUGCUCAGAGUAGCUGUACUGCAUCACACUGGCUCUCAUGCUGGUAAUCACCAUAAACUAUUAAGAGAUAUACACAGUGCUCAUGGAAUCUUGUUAGUAACAUAUGCAGGCAUAGUAAAGUAUCAUAAAGAACUCAAUGCCUAUAGUUGGCAUUAUUUAAUUUUGGAUGAAGGACACAAAAUACGUAAUCCUGAUACACAAGUAAGUAAAAUUGUAAAAAAAAUCCAGACACCACACAGAUUGUUAAUAACAGGUUCACCAAUGCAGAACAGUUUGCAGGAACUGUGGUCAUUAUUUGAUUUUAUGAGGCCAGGUUUGUUGGGGACAUACAAUGCAUUCAUAGAACAUUUUGCAGUUCCAAUCACUCAAGGAGGCUAUGCUAAUGCUACUGAAAUACAGGAAGCUACUGCCAUGGAAAUAGCUAUUGCUUUGAAAAAUAUGAUCACUCCUUACAUGCUGAGGAGAACUAAGGCUGAGGUACAAGGACAUAUCAAACUCCCAGAAAAGAAUGAACAAGUUCUAUUCUGUUCUUUAACACAAGAGCAAAGAGAUCUUUAUAUGGGUUACCUUAUGAGUAGUACAGUGAGAAGCAUCUUAGACAAAGAAAAUAAAUUUGGAAAUCCAUUAAGAGCAAGGCUACUAGUGGCUCUGUCAACGCUAAGGAAAAUAUGCAAUCAUCCUGAUAUUUAUCUCUAUGAAGCUCAAGAAGAUGAAGAACAGAUAGAUGAAGAGAUAUUUGGCCAUUGGAAGAGAUCUGGAAAAAUGACUGUUGUUAAUUCAUUACUUAAAAUAUGGAAAAAACAGGGACAUAGAGCUCUCAUAUUCUCUCAGUCAAGAGUAAUGCUGUGUCUGUUAGAACAGUAUUUACAAAAUCAAGGCUUUAAAUACCUCAAAAUGGAUGGUACAGUUAAUGUUGGCCAAAGGCAAAACUUGAUUAAAACUUUUAAUGAUAACACUGAUUAUUUAGUUUUUCUUUCAACAACUAGAGUAGGUGGCUUAGGUGUAAAUUUAACUGGAGCCGACAGAGUGAUUAUAUAUGAUCCUGAUUGGAAUCCUGCAACAGAUGAUCAAGCAAAGGAAAGAGCAUGGAGGAUAGGCCAAUCUAGAAAUGUAACAGUUUAUAGAUUGUUGUCAGCUGGGACUAUAGAGGAAAAGAUUUAUCAGAGGCAGAUAUUCAAACAUUUCUUGAGUAAUAAAAUUUUUGUGGACCCAAAUCAAAAGAAUUUUUUGACCACCAGUACAUUACAGGGACUGUUCACUCUUGAAGAGCUUAACCGUGACGGAGAUACUGAAACUGCAUCAAUUUUUAAACACACCAAAAUUAUCAAUAAAACCAAUAAGGAUGAUAAUGACUUGGAUAUUUCAUCUAAAACAAAGUUAGAAGCCAUGAAAAGAUUAGCAAAAGAAAUAAGUAAAAAAAUAUCAAAAGAAUCCAUGAAGGGAACACAGGAAAGUGAUCCACGUGAAGAAUAUAAAAAGAAAAGAGAACAAUUAUUAUGUCCACCUAAAGUGGAAGAACCAGAUAUUAAUUUAGUUGAUGAUAAAAUAACCAAUGUAGCUUUUGAAGAUGUUUUGUCAGAAUUAGAUAUUGUAAAAAUGCAUGCAAAGAAAGAUUAUGAAGAACAAUUGUUGAAAAGUGUACUAGAAGAUAGUGAACAAGAUAUUAAAGAAGUAGAUGAAGAGAAACCUACCAACAUUGACAACUCUCAACUUGAAACUAAUGAAAGUACUGUAAAAGAUAUUAAACAAAGGCAUAAAAAAUCACAUAAAAUAAAGCGCAAAAGAAGAUUAUCAUCUUCCAUUGAUGAUGGACUCAAAAAUUUAGUAACUGUAAAGAAAGUAAAGAAAAAGGAUUAUAGUAAAAAUGAAGUAAAGAAACAAACUAAUGAUGAUGACUAUGUGUUAAACAAACUUUUUGCUAAAGCAGCAGUGAAAAACGCGUUACAACAUGAUGUGGUAGUUGGUUUAGCUGAAAGAGAAAAAAAACAUAGAUUGAAAGAAGAAGCUGCUAAAAGAGCUCGCAAUGCGGUUAGAGCUGUUAAAUUUUCAUCAAAAUAAUGUAAUAAAAAUGAUUACAUCUGUGAUAUUUCAAUAUUUUACCGCCUAAGUAAAAUAGUAAUUUAUAAGA
Messenger RNA from Bombyx mandarina (wild silkworm), 3064 nucleotides. RefSeq names its product DNA excision repair protein ERCC-6. NCBI's taxonomy places the organism in Eukaryota, Metazoa, Arthropoda, Insecta, Lepidoptera, Bombycidae. Gene Ontology annotation, biological process: transcription-coupled nucleotide-excision repair. Gene Ontology annotation, cellular component: nucleus. Gene Ontology annotation, molecular function: ATP binding; ATP-dependent activity, acting on DNA. The record is from RefSeq and is a predicted model, not a curated record.